Messenger RNA from Vicia faba (fava bean), 729 nucleotides. The record is from the annotation of a GenBank genome assembly. NCBI's taxonomy places the organism in Eukaryota, Viridiplantae, Streptophyta, Magnoliopsida, Fabales, Fabaceae.
AUGUGGAAUCCAACCACUAACGAGGUUCACUUUAUUCCUCCGUCUCCUUCGCUCGGUAAUCGUUACAUCGACGAAUCUUUGUGUGGAUUUGGUAAUGCUAAUGAUGAUUUCAAAGUUGUCAAACUCAAUAUCUCUACCAACGAUGGGAGGACGAAAAUGCUUUAUCUUUUAUCGGCCGAAGUUUACAAUAUAAACACUAAAUCUUGGACACUUAUUAUCAAUCAUCCUCCUAUUACUAUGGUCACACGUCAAGAUCCUCCGAGAUACAACACUCUUGUUAAUGGUGUUUAUCAUUGGAUUACUUCAUCUUAUCAAUAUAAAGUUUCAAAUAUUCUCUGCUUUGACUUUCACAAUAAUCAGUUUCAGCAACUUCAAGCUCCAUACUCAAGAUAUCUUGAAUCAUUUUUCUGCGACGAUGUUGCUGCUAUUAAAGAUUCACUUGGAUACGUGGUUCAACAUAGAUUUUCUACUAGGAUUUUGUUGGAAAUUUGGAUUAUGGAACAAGACGGGUGGUCCAAGAAGUAUAACAUUGGUCCAUUCAGUUCAGUGUUUACUAUUUUUGGUCUUUGGAAUAAGGAUGAUGAAAUACUUAUAGGAAAGGUUGGACAACUGCUCAGGUCCUAUGAUCAUCAUGGAAAUGCUCUUCGCCAAUUUCAAAUUGAUAUUUUAGAGGAUGAAUAUUUUUGGAUUUAUGAGUUUGUACCAAGUAUAACUCUCUUGUUAAAGUAA